AUGACAACUCGUCGUGAUGAAACAACACGAAAAACUGUUUGGUAUUGGCAAUCUAAUUCAAAUCCUUUUUCUACAACUGAAGAAAAACAAUGGACAAGAUACAAUCAGAAUGAAGUUCAAUGUAUUGAAGAAGCUUAUACAAAUAAUGCUAAAAAAGUAGAAAUUAAUCAAAUUUAUUUUAUUGAUCUAAAAAAAAUGUUACAAAUCAGUAAAUAUGAUAAAAAUAAACAAAGACCAAUCAAGAGAGAGAUUGAAGACAUGGAACAACAAGUAACGUUUCCGUCUGUGAAACCAGAUCUCGGUGCACCUGGCGAAAAACUUAAAUUUGUCACCGAAUGGGUUACCGAAAAUAAUAUUGGAUCACAUUAUUUUAAUGAACAAAAUGCUGAAGAAACAGUUUUGCAAGCAGCAAAAGGGAUCGAAAUGGAAGGAAGAUUAGUAGGAAGAGAAGAAGAAGGUAUCAGAUUAUCGAAAAAAUUGCAAGACGUAAAAGAUUCUUCUUUACUAAAAAUAAGUAAAAUUUGCGUGCUUGUCUAUACCAUAGACAGUUUUCUCUAUAAAAUGGUGAAUAAAUGUUUAAGGGAAGAUGAUAUGAAUAAAAUGAAUACAUUAGGUCCAUAUUGUUUCUUAUUGAUCAAUGCUUUAUGGAUGUUGCGUCGUAAUGAAAACGUUACUCUGUACAGAGGACUUACCUUAGACGAAGAAUCAUUGAGCAAUUACAAAGCUAGUAUAGGGAAACAAUUCAGUUGGAAAACUUUUACGUCAACAACAAGAGAUCGAUCAAUAGCUGAACAUUUUGGUAAUACAAUGUUCAUUAUAUCAGUUGUUCAAAUGCCUUUUAAACCAGCAUAUUGGACUCCUAUAUCAGAAUAUUCCGAAUUCCAAUACGAAGAUGAGGUAUUUUUACCAGCUGCAGUUACUUAUAUAAUCAAUGAUAUCAAAUACGAUAAUGAAACAAAAAAACAUAUCAUCUAUGUCACCAUUUAA
Molecule: messenger RNA, 987 nt
Organism: Adineta ricciae
Lineage: Eukaryota; Metazoa; Rotifera; Eurotatoria; Adinetida; Adinetidae
Source: the annotation of a GenBank genome assembly